Molecule: messenger RNA, 462 nt
Organism: Saccostrea echinata
Lineage: Eukaryota; Metazoa; Mollusca; Bivalvia; Ostreida; Ostreidae
Product: E3 ubiquitin-protein ligase TRIM45-like
Exons: 1
Coding region: 1-462 (153 amino acids)
Molecular function (GO): zinc ion binding
Source: RefSeq, a predicted model, not a curated record
AUGGAUCAAGUACCAGAUUCUGCCCGGCAUUUAAUCGAGUGUGACACGGAAUCCUGUAGGAACUAUUCUGAGUUUUAUUGCAAUACCUGUCACCAGCGAAUCUGUGACCACUGUAAAGAGGCCCAUUUAAAGGAAAACACAGGACAUGAGAUUGUACGCUAUCAUGAGAGAAAAAGAAAACUUCCUUCAGAGAAAUGCAGGAUCCACCCCAUCAAAGAUAUAGAUGUUUUCUGUAAGUUUUGCCAGGAUCCUGUUUGUUCUACAUGCUUUGCCCAAGAACACAGUGAUCAUGCAAACAGUGACCUCGAAACCAUCUAUAAUGACAUUCUACAAGAAUGUCAGAAGGAAAUGACUGAUAUUUGGAAAACAGUCAUACCUAAAGCUAAAGAAAAUGCUGAAUCCAUUGGAGGAAAGAGAGAGAGAAUGUCAAGAAAGAAAUUGCCAAGUUUAGAGUAUCCAUGA